GCGCCUGGGCCCGUUUAUCUGGUCACCCAUUCUCGAUUACCUGUUCAUAUUGUUCAAACUAGUCUUGUUAACAAAUACAUAAUUGACUGUGCUGAAUUUCUCGGACCGGGUCCACAACUCGAGAAUAACUUACUAUCCAAUGCUUCCCAGUUUGAUGCCAGUGGAGAUGAGGCAAGGGCCGAAAAUCAAUCGGAAUGCCUUCCGGCGAUGGCCAGCAGCUGGAUCAAGCCAAUUCCAGCCUUUGGAAGGCGUGAGACCAUAACAGACGUUAUACUUUCAGGCGCAGGUGAUAUCUUUAAUUAUCCUUCAGGAUAA
Molecule: messenger RNA, 315 nt
Organism: Protopolystoma xenopodis
Lineage: Eukaryota; Metazoa; Platyhelminthes; Monogenea; Polystomatidea; Polystomatidae
Source: the annotation of a GenBank genome assembly